Hippoglossus stenolepis (Pacific halibut) is the source of this 4865-nucleotide messenger RNA. RefSeq names its product cryptochrome circadian regulator 2 (gene cry2). Gene Ontology annotation, biological process: negative regulation of DNA-templated transcription; entrainment of circadian clock by photoperiod; circadian regulation of gene expression. NCBI's taxonomy places the organism in Eukaryota, Metazoa, Chordata, Actinopteri, Pleuronectiformes, Pleuronectidae. The transcript is spliced from 13 exons. Gene Ontology annotation, cellular component: nucleus; cytoplasm. The record is from RefSeq and is a predicted model, not a curated record. Bases 151 to 2238 code for a protein of 695 amino acids. Gene Ontology annotation, molecular function: FAD binding; DNA binding.
CAUACUCCUGACCACGCCCCCGUGUCGGUGGUCCUGUGAAGUUUCCCGGGAGUCUGCGACACGCGCGCCUCUCCUCCGGAUCGCAGCCCGCCCGGCCCGGUUCCCGCGGAUCUCCCGGUGGUUCUGCGUCCCGAUGGACUGAGGGGGGACAUGGCGGUGAACUCGGUGCACUGGUUCCGGAAGGGGCUGCGCCUGCACGACAACCCGGCGCUGCAGGAGGCCCUGAGCGGGGCCGACACGGUCCGCUGUGUUUACAUCCUGGACCCGUGGUUCGCGGGCGCCGCCAACGUGGGAAUCAACCGAUGGAGGUUCCUGCUGGAGUCUCUGGAGGACCUGGACAGCAGCCUGAAGAAGCUCAACUCCAGGUUGUUUGUAAUCAGAGGGCAGCCCACGGAUGUUUUCCCCCGGCUCUUCAAGGAGUGGAAAGUGACCAGGUUGACGUUUGAAUACGACCCAGAGCCUUACGGGAAGGAGAGAGAUGGGGCCAUCAUCAAGAUGGCGCAGGAGUUCGGAGUCGAGACCAUCGUCAGAAAGUCACACACCCUCUACAACCUGGACCGGAUCAUUGAGAUGAACAACAACAGUCCUCCUCUGACCUUCAAGCGGUUCCAGACCAUUGUGAGUCGACUGGAGUUGCCCCGGAGACCCCUGCCUGCCGUCACCCAGCAGCAGAUGGACAAGUGUCGCACUAAAAUAACCGAAAACCACGACCAGCUGUACAGCAUUCCCUCUCUGGAGGAGCUAGGCUUCAGGACGGUGGGUUUACCUUCAGCUGUUUGGAGAGGAGGAGAAUCCGAGGCUUUGGACCGGCUCAACAAACACUUAGACAAGAAGGUGUGGGUGGCCAACCUGGACCACCCCCGGGUCAACACCUGCUCUCUGUACGCCAGUCCCACCGGCCUCAGCCCCUACCUGCGCUUCGGCUGUUUGUCCUGCAGGGUUUUGUACUACAACCUGCGAGAGCUCUACAUGAAGCUCCGGAAGCGUUGCAGUCCUCCUCUGUCCCUGUUUGGUCAGUUGCUAUGGAGGGAGUUCUUCUACACCGCCGCCACCAACAACCCCAACUUUGACCGCAUGGAUGGAAACCCCAUCUGCGUCCAGAUCCCAUGGGACCAGAAUCCAGAGGCCCUGGCGAAGUGGGCCGAGGGUCGGACUGGUUUUCCCUGGAUCGACGCCAUCAUGACGCAGCUGAGACAGGAGGGCUGGAUCCACCACCUGGCCCGACACGCUGUGGCCUGCUUCCUGACCAGAGGAGACCUGUGGAUCAGCUGGGAGAGCGGCAUGAAGGUGUUUGAGGAGCUGCUCCUGGAUGCAGACUGGAGUGUAAACGCUGGCAGCUGGAUGUGGUUGUCCUGCAGUGCCUUCUUCCAGCAGUUCUUCCACUGCUACUGUCCCGUCGGCUUCGGAAAAAGAACGGACCCGUCAGGAGAUUAUAUCAGGCGUUACAUCCCCAUCCUGAAGGACUAUCCCAGCCGUUACAUCUAUGAGCCGUGGAACGCACCGGAGUCCAUCCAGAAGGCGGCAAACUGUGUGGUGGGAGUGGAUUAUCCCAAACCUAUGAUCAACCACGCAGAGGGCAGCCGGCUCAACAUCGAGAGGAUGAAACAAGUCUACCAGCAGCUCUCCCACUACAGAGGACUCAGUCUACUAGCAUCAGUACCAACAAUCCAGGAGGAGGCAGAACCACCGAUGACCGACGAGUCUCAGACCAGCAGCGGACCUGACUCUCCUCCCAGAGUUCCCGCUCCCAGUGAAGCCGCUGGCUGCUCGACGGCUCCUGACUCGUCCACAGUCUAUGUGUCCUACGCUCCACGUCCAGAGCUGGAAGGCACUCAGGGCCCUCACCCAUCUCAGACGCCCUGCACCUCCUCAGGCUCGCACCCUCAACCCCCUGCAGCCGUGUCAUGGAGCUUUGCUCCUCCCUCCCCAGCUCAUAGUCCUCUGUCAAGGUCGAAAGCCUCUUCCCCUUCCUCGUCAUGUCCCACCUCGUCCCCGGCUCCGAGUCCAGCCGGGGCCCCAGGUCAGACUUUUCCCAAAAGGAAAGGCCUCGCCCGCCAGACGCGUCGCAACCCGAGGCAGCGAGGGCGUCCGAGCUGCGCUACGUCAGGCAGGGAGGGAGAGAGGAGGGAGGAGGAGGAAGAGGAGAGGGAGGACACGGGAGGGGACGAGAGGAUGGAGGAGGAUGCUGAACACGAGGUGGAGAGAAUGGAGGAGGAGACUUCAGCACAUCAGCAGUGAGACGAGGUGCAGUUUAAAGAGAAUCGUCUUCAAACGUCCACAUUGUCAACUGGACACAAACACACACAAGGAACAACAUCAUACACACAAACACACAUUCACCACAAGUGGAAUCACUACAGACGCGUCUUACUCACAUCUUCUCCCGUUAAUUAUCCGGACGAGCUUUUGAAUAAAUAACUAUUUUUAGAGCAGGACCAGUCCAGAAAGACUGAACACAAAAAAACAAUCAUUCUGAUUUGAGACUAAACAGAAUUUAAAGAGUGACGAGUAACCUUCUCUUGAACAGUUCAGACUCACGAUGAGCAACGUGACGUCCUGCAGAUCUCACGUUCACGUCCAAGUUGAAUCCAAACGGCGUCGUCGUCCCGCUGCUUCUUCACAUGUCCGACACCAGGCUCCCUGCUCGGAGGAGGAGAAACUCAGAGUUUGAUAAAGCUGCGUGUUUUGAUAUGUUGCAGUGAUGAUUUUGUAUAAAUGUUGUAUAAGAGAUUUAAUUCGACAUCUCAGUGCGCUGGACAAAACCAGAUCAUCCUGACUUUUACUCAGCGUCAGGCAGCGACUGUGACGAGCAGAUUCACUGACCUCCACUCAAAUGUAUAAACACUAUUUUAUGUUGUAGCUCCCCUCGCUGCGCAGUCGUUUGCUUUCAGAACAGAGAUGGAGAAAGUUUUCCUUCACGUCAAACUCGUGGCCCGCAGGGGAAUGUAGGAUAUUUCUGUUUGUAUGACCCUGAUGAUGUUGUUCAGGAUGUUUUCCUUAUUUUGACCACGUUAAAAACAGACCGUGAAUAUAGAUGCGUCUUUUCCUCCUCCCACUGUAAUAUAUAUAUACACAUAUAUACAAUGUUUAUACAUGUUUUUUUGCACAUCCGAUGUUUAGCAGCAGUGACGAGGUUCAUUAGGGAUCAUAACGUUUUAUAGUCCUCCCUAUUUGCACCCGUCUGGUGUGUGGAGGGUCGCACGUCUGUGAGGUCGUAGCAGCACAUGAAUGAAUCACUAUUAAUUAAAUGAAUUUAGACACUGUAUCUGCGGCGCAGAGAGAAACGAGUCUUUGAGACCAAAACGUUUUUAGCAUUUGCAAUAUUUUUUUUGUAUCCGGCAACUGAAAAGGCUGCUUGUGUGGUUUUAAAAAACAAAAAGAAUGUAGAGAGGAUAGAACGGCGUGUUGCUCUCCCGUAUAUGUUUAACAGAGUUUGUAUAUAAAAUAUAUAAAAACCAUAACCUGUUUACUGAUGGUCUGUUUAAGGGGGUUUCAUAAAGACUUAAUUCUGUCUGGACGUUUCUCACCAGAAGCUCCACAACAGAAUCAUAAACACAGAACAAAACAAAUCUGCAAACAAUACAGGGCUGAAACUAAAGACUAGUUUAUUAAUUAACCAAUAAUUACUCGAUUAAGUUUCACAAAUUGGUGAAGUUUGCACAUUUAUGCCCAGUUUUGUUGUGAAAAUCACAGAUAUUCACUUUACUGUCGUAUGAAAGAGAAGCAGUGAAUCCUCGUAUCAGAGGAGCUGACGUCAGCACUUUGACAAACAUUUAAUUAAUUGACGUCUUAAUUCAGCAAUGAAAUAACUGAAUCUCAAAGUGAUUUCAAAAUCUUUUAUACAGAAAACCUAUUGUAUAUUAUAACAUUCAUUAAUGCUUCUCUGAAUUAACUUUAAAAUCCAAGCCCUCAUAGUUUGAUCCAGUUUUAUUUCGAUUUGAGAUGUUUGGAGAUAAUUGUGUCUUUAAGUAACAGAGGUCGUUAGUAGAGGUCGUUAGUAGAGGUCGUUAGUAGACUGUGUGCAGCCGCCUCAGGACUUUGGGAUUGUUCAGACAGAAAGAACAAGGAUUUUGAGAAAUCUCGUCAAAUAAUGGCUGAUACUAUUUAUAAAUCAAAUAAUAUGUCUUAAAAGUUCGAGACAGAACCUAAGAUGUAAAUUAAUGUUUUUAUUACUAAGAUUCAAAACGUGGAAUCAAACCAAGCACAGAUUAAUGAUUUGAGUAUUUUUCUUUGAGAUAAAUAAUUAGUUUUUCUAAAUCAAUGCACCGUUUAUUCUCUAUUUCAGAAAUGAUAACGACUGUGAUUUUAUAUGAAGAUUUAGCUUUUCAUUUGAAUCCAAAGUGACUUAGUGAAACCCCCUUACUGUUGCCUGGAUGGGUCAAAGUUUGAUGGAUUGUUUUUGUCUGUAAGACAAACCUCAGCUCCUGGAGGGCGUCGCUCUGUCGGUGUUCAGGAGAAGUUGGAACUUGUGAAGUUUGCAUCCUUCAGGGUAAAAGGACAAUCAGUGGAAACGCUCCCAGUUCAGCCUGUGAUCAUAGAGGAACGCUCCCAGUUCAGCUGUGAUCAGAGAGCUCCCAGUUCAGCCUGUGAUCAUAGAGGAACGCUCCCAGUUCAGCCUGUGAUCAUAGAGGAACGCUCCCAGUUCAGCCUGUGAUCACAGAGAAACACUCCCAGUUCCCACCGAUCCUGAACCCAACACAAGCCCCAACCAGCUGCCUGUGUUUACUGAGCAUUCCAGCGAGCCGCCGCUCGGGGCCCUCGAGGGCCACAGGUCUGUCUGAGGUCUGUGGGUCACAUGGAUAUUUAUUUGUUUUGUACAAAAAGAGUUUAUUUUCAUUAAAACUGCUGAAGGACUUGUGAUUGAA